AUGCAUGCGUUGACCUCCAGUUGUGCAUCACCGCGCAGGAAGCCCGCCUACGAGAGGCCGAAGCAGCAGGUGGGAGCCGACACACACUGCCGACAUCCAGACCCACGCAGAGACAUGUCCGGCUUUUUCCAGAUGCUGAGGAAGAGGAAGGAGCUGAUUCCUCUGAUUGGCUUCAUGGGUUUCGCAGCAACUUUUGCCACCUCAGCUGCCACCUACUUCUUACUAACUAAAAGUGAUGUAAUUUUAAACAAGUCCAGAAACCCUGAACCAUGGGAAAGAGUGGACCCUACUAAACCCCAAAAGCUUAUCACCAUCAACCAGCAGUGGAAACCGGUGGAGGGGCUGGAGGCCGUGAAGGCCCUCACCAAGUAAAACGGGCGAACAUCCAGCCCUCACCCCCCCCGCCCCAAACCCCAUCAGUCCAACAGAAUCCUUUCCGCACAAACUAGGACGCUUUGACACUCAGUGUGCGGAAAAGCUUCUGCUCAACUGGUGGGGCUUCAGCCUGCUCUGGCCCUCGACACAAGGCCUUCACCCCCACCGGCAGAGCAACAUGUGUCCGAAUAAAUGAGUUUAUUUGUGCAAAAUGGAGCCUGGGUUCUAAAGCUAAAGCUUUAUUUUUGACCGAGUAAGUUGUGGUUCCUUUAAGGGGGGAAGUUUGGGAUCCAAAGUGACCAAGAUGGGCUCCCUGUUGAUGUGAAUGUUCUUUAGUGUCUAAACCAGGAAGACACAUUAUAUUUUAAACAAUGUACUGUCAAUAAAUUAUUCUUGUUAACAUCC
Molecule: messenger RNA, 780 nt
Organism: Menidia menidia (Atlantic silverside)
Lineage: Eukaryota; Metazoa; Chordata; Actinopteri; Atheriniformes; Atherinopsidae
Source: the annotation of a GenBank genome assembly